Trachemys scripta elegans is the source of this 4946-nucleotide messenger RNA. RefSeq names its product collagen type XXIV alpha 1 chain (gene COL24A1). NCBI's taxonomy places the organism in Eukaryota, Metazoa, Chordata, Testudines, Emydidae. The record is from RefSeq and is a predicted model, not a curated record. Gene Ontology annotation, molecular function: extracellular matrix structural constituent.
UCGGCUGGCGGCUCUGCUCCCCAGCCAGAGGCAGGCUGCGCUCAACGCUGCACGCCUGUGCAUCGCCACUAGACACCUCGGCCAAGCGCUUUGCAAAGGCUCUGGUAACCUGGGCACCGUUUCUUCACCCCAGCCAAGGAUUUCUCCUGCACGUCCCCUCCUGGCCCGCCCCAUCCCCGCAGCGGAUCGCCGAGUCCAAUGCAGGGCUCCGCGGUACUUGCAAAGGCUCCUGUCUGUGAACCACGUGUGAAGCCGAGCGCUCCGCUCUUGUUUAUACUGAUGCCAGCCUCUCCCUAACUCCUCCGAGAGUGAGACCCCCAAGUCACGCCCCUUCACCAUGCGGGGGACGCACUAGGGCUUGCCAAGAGCUCGGAAGGGACCUCUGCUCUGGGGUUGAUUUCAUGGACAGUACCUGAACCUUGAGCGGUUUGGAGCUGGCUUCUGUUUUCGGUUAGAUCUUCGCUGCUCGGACAAAUGCAGACAAAUGCAUUUAGGAGCAAAAAGGACAAGGACUGGAAGCAUCUCUCCCACGGCAAAAACGAAAACCCUCCUUCUUUUUCUUGCGAUAUGCAUAGCUGUGGGUGCCGCACAAAUGCCAGCACAAGGCAUAGAUGUUCUUCACCAGUUAGGCCUUGGUGGGAAAGACAUACAACAUCCAUCAACAGUGUCUACAAUGCCCUUGUCAUCUGUUCCAUUACCUCAGGGGGUUCACUUAACAGCAUCAGGCGUUGUUUUAACCAGAGAUGCACACAUUGAAUCCCCUAUCACUCAAGUCAUACCAUCAAGUCUAGGGAAUCAAUUCACAUUAUUGAUUGGGCUACACUCUUAUAGAGUAAACAAUGCUUUUCUUUUCAGUAUUAGAAACAAAAACAGACUGCUAUUUGGUGUACAGUUGCUACCAAGGAAGGUAGUGGUAUACAUUGGAGGGAAGCAGUCUGUAUAUUUUGAUUACAGUAUUCAUGAUGAACAAUGGCAUUCAUUUGCUAUUGACAUUAGAGACAAGACAGUCUCAAUGUUUGCUGAGUGUGGAAAGAAAUAUUACAGCAGGGAAACACUUUCUAAAGUACAGAUAUUUGAUUUGGAUGGUUUGUUUACCUUAGGACGGAUGAACUCUCAGUCUGUCAGCUUUGAAGGAGUAAUAUGUCAACUGGAUAUUAUCCCCUCUGCACAAGCCUCUGCAAACUAUUGUAAAUAUGUAAAACAGCAAUGUCGCCAAGCUGAAACAUACCGAUCUCUGCCAGCACCUCCCGACACAUCAGCUGGGGUGUCUGUAAACUUUCCAAGCAAACAGUUUGGUGACAACACCCAAUCUGAACAUAAAUCAUUUUACACACAGAAAGAAGCAUUAAACCUUCCUAUUAACAACACUGCACCAGUCCAUUCCCUACCUGAAUCCUUAGCAUUAAGAACUGUUACUCCAUCGGAGCUUGCAAAAUCUGAACCUCAGUCCACAACAAUUAGACCUGAAGCAAGUGUCCAGGAAAACUUCAGUCUGUCAAUUCAUCAACAGGGCUUGAUCAAAAAGAGGAAUGGCACCAAAAAAACCCUGGGAUCACCUCAAAAUAGUUCAGAUAAUGCCACAGAAGAUGCAGGCGGAAAAAGUGAGCCCCCCCUCAUUUCUCCUGUAAGACAGAGUAAGAUCAAAGAUGCGAAAACACAGGUAAAGGCCAAGCAGCAUUCAGGUGAACCCCUGGAAAUGCAACAAAUCUUAAAUACCACACUAUACAGGGCUACCGUAGACCUGUCUUUGGAUAAUCAGCUCAAUCCAUGGGAGGAAGGUGCAUUUGAUGCUGAUGAGACUUAUGAUGCAGAAAACGGUUAUGAAUUUGAUGUUGAAAGUUACAGUUAUGAUUAUGAAGAUCUUAACAAAAUGUUUGAAAUGGAGAAUACAAGAGGGCCAAAAGGGGAAACCGGACCUCCAGGUCCCCCAGGUCCUCCAGGUUUACCUGGUCUGUCGGGGAAGAGAGGUCCAAGGGGUAUUCCAGGCCCACAUGGGAAUCCAGGUUUGCCAGGGCUGCCUGGUCAAAAGGGCCCUAAAGGAGAUCCAGGUUUCUCCCCAGGACAAGCAAAACGUGGAGAAAAGGGUGACCCAGGUCCAAGAGGCUUACUAGGCCCUCCUGGUAUCAAAGGUCAGAAGGGUCCCAAAGGCUAUCCAGGGCCACCAGGUCCACGAGGCGAGCAAGGAAUUCCGGGAAUGGCUGGCAAUGCUGGUUCACUUGGUUACCCUGGCAGGCAGGGUUUAGCUGGACCAGAAGGUAACCCAGGUCCUAAAGGUGUAAGAGGUUUCAUUGGACCUCCAGGGGUGGCAGGACAGCCAGGACCUGAAGGAGAAAGAGGCAUUCCAGGACUGCAAGGAAAAAGAGGUCUUAAGGGGAGACUGGGUUUUCCAGGUGACUUUGGAAACAGAGGCCCCCCUGGCGCAGAUGGGAAUCCUGGAGUUGUUGGUGGUGUUGGGCCUCCUGGAUUUCCUGGGCUGAGAGGUGUUGUUGGGCCUGUGGGACCGAAUGGACCUUCUGGAAUUCCUGGGCCUCUGGGUCUUCCAGGGAGUCUGGGGCAGCCUGGAAUGAAAGGUGAUAAGGGUGAACAAGGCAUUGCAGGAGAGCCGGGAGAGCUGGGCUAUCCAGGAGACAAGGGUUCUGUUGGUUUGCCAGGACCAGCAGGAAUCAGAGGAAAGCCAGGGCCUCCUGGAAAAAUCGGAGAUCCGGGACCCCAGGGACCAUCUGGUCCUCCUGGGCCUGAGGGUUUUCCAGGAGAUAUUGGUGUACCUGGACUAAAUGGCCCUGAAGGUCCAAAGGGACUUCUAGGUGACCGAGGGCCUCCGGGGGCCCCAGGCCCGAAAGGAAUCGAGGGAAGGCCAGGUCGGAAAGGGUAUGCCGGUGAACCUGGAUCAGAAGGCUUGAAGGGAGAACCAGGAGAUCAAGGAAACCUUGGAAAAACUGGUGAAGCAGGACCCAUUGGUUUACCUGGAGAAAUUGGACCAGCUGGAAUACCUGGUGAAAAGGGAGAGCGGGGCAGUCCAGGACCAGUGGGCCCUCCUGGGGAGAAAGGUGUCAUGGGCUAUGCAGGACCUCCAGGGGGCUUUGGGCCUUUAGGGCCACAAGGACUGCCUGGUCCUUCAGGGGCAAGAGGACCUCCAGGACCACAGGGAGCUAAAGGACGAAGAGGGCCAAGGGGUCUAGAUGGUCCUCCAGGAGAACAAGGGACACAAGGUAUUAAGGGAGAAAGAGGUGAUCCAGGGAAAAAAGGUGUUCAUGGACUUAUUGGCAAGGCUGGAAACCCUGGAGAAAGGGGUGAUUCAGGAGUGCCAGGCUUGCCCGGACCUCCUGGAAACACGGGUGACAGAGGCCCUGUGGGAGAGCCAGGUCCAAGAGGACAAAAAGGUGAUGCUGGCCCUGCAGGAGAAAUGGGUUUUGAGGGACCUCCUGGCCCUGAGGGAGAGCCUGGCCUGCAAGGAGAACCAGGUGCAAAGGGAGACAUCGGACCUGCUGGCAGUGCUGGAGAAACAGGAGAACAAGGUUUAAGGGGUGAACCAGGAUCUCCAGGAGAAGAUGGUGCACAAGGGAAAGAUGGCUCAAAGGGGAUCCCUGGAGACCAAGGGCUUCCAGGAGAGGAUGGUGAAAAAGGAGAAACCGGAAUUCCAGGAAUUACAGGCCCCACUGGUGAACCUGGCAUAAUGGGUAUUCCAGGACCUGAAGGAACACCAGGAAAUCCAGGUCAAAGGGGUCGUCCAGGAAGAAAGGGGGGAAAGGGGCAGCUAGGACCUCCAGGAGAGAUUGGAGCCACAGGUGAUGCUGGCCAACCUGGAAAAUUUGGUCCUAAAGGCGCAAGAGGAACUAGAGGUCCAUUGGGACAUUUAGGAGUAAUGGGACCUGAAGGAGAGCCAGGAAUUCCAGGUUACAUGGGUCAUCAGGGUCAGCCAGGAUCACCUGGUCCUCCAGGACCCAAAGGAGAGAAGGGUCACACAGGGCUUCCAGGUCUAAGAGGAGCAAUUGGACAACAAGGGCCUCCAGGUGAACCAGGUGAAUUGGGGGAGCAAGGACCAAAGGGAGAGAGAGGAUCAGAAGGUCCCACUGGAAAAAGAGGAAUGACUGGUCAAGCUGGGAAACCUGGAAUUCCUGGAAAACCAGGCCCACGAGGGCAGAAAGGUGCUUCUGGAUAUCCUGGACCAGAGGGCAUUCCUGGGAAUCCUGGAAAGCCUGGGUUACCUGGGAAUGCAGGCUUUCCUGGUAAUAAAGGGAGCCCAGGAAUAGCAGGGCUGGCAGGGUAUCCUGGAAUUCGGGGAGCAAAGGGAUUGCCGGGCGUGCCAGGUAUCAGUGGAGAACCAGGACUUAAGGGUGAGCAAGGGCUUCAGGGUCAUCCAGGAAAACAAGGUAAAAGAGGCCUUCCUGGGGUACAAGGUGAUCAAGGCCCACCAGGAGAUCCUGGAUUGAAAGGGAAAACUGGAGAACUUGGAGAUCAAGGUUUGAUGGGGUUUCAAGGAUUCCCAGGUCCAAAAGGUCCUGAUGGGGACAUUGGUUUAGUUGGAAUUCUGGGUCCUAAAGGACCUGUAGGCCAAAUUGGAUACACUGGCCCCAUUGGUCAAGAAGGCAUAAUAGGCCCAACAGGCAAACCUGGAUCCAGGGGUGAAAAAGGCUCCAGGGGUGAAAUUGGCCCUCAGGGACCACAGGGUCAUCCAGGUCCACCAGGUCCACCUGGGGUACCUGGUCCAAGAAAACAAAUGGACAUCAAUGCUGCUAUUCAAGCCUUGAUUGAAUCAAAUGGUGCACUACAAAUGGAGAGCUACCAGAAUACUGAAGUAACUUUACUAGAUCACAGUGCAGAGAUAUUCAAAACGCUACACUAUCUCAGCAAUUUACUGCACAGUAUCAAGAACCCCCUCGGCACUCGGGAUAACCCAGCACGCAUCUGCAGGGAUUUGCUUAACUGUGAACGUAAAGUAUCAGAUG